This is a messenger RNA of Cuscuta europaea, 1328 nucleotides long. The record is from the annotation of a GenBank genome assembly. Lineage: Eukaryota; Viridiplantae; Streptophyta; Magnoliopsida; Solanales; Convolvulaceae.
CCAAAACACCCGCAGCUGUUUAAACUAGAAAAAGACACUGGCACUUCCAAAUUGUUGUAGUUAGAGACAAGGAUGGCGCAAAGCUCUCAGCCAUGGGUGGAGAAAUACCGGCCGAAGCAGGUAAAGGACGUAAGCCACCAAGACGAGGUUGUUCGAGUCCUUACAAACACACUCGAAACUGCAAAUUGUCCGCAUAUGCUGUUUUAUGGCCCGCCUGGCACUGGAAAAACCACAACUGCCUUGGCAAUUGCUCAUCAGCUUUUUGGACCUGAAAUGUACAAGUCAAGGGUGUUGGAACUUAAUGCUAGUGAUGACCGUGGUAUAAAUGUUGUUCGCACAAAGAUAAAAAAUUUUGCUGCUGUUGCUGUUGGUUCUGGACACAAAAGUGGUUAUCCUUGCCCACCUUUCAAAAUCAUAAUCCUUGAUGAAGCAGAUUCAAUGACUGAAGAUGCUCAGAAUGCUUUGCGACGAACAAUGGAAACAUACUCCAAAGUCACAAGAUUUUUCUUUAUCUGUAAUUACAUCAGCAGGAUUAUCGAGCCACUUGCUUCUAGAUGUGCCAAGUUUAGAUUCAGACCACUGACAGAAGAUAUUAUGAGUAGUCGAAUCCUACACAUCUGCAAAGAGGAAGGUCUUAACUUGGACUCAGAGGCUCUUUCAACCCUCAGUACUAUCUCACAGGGUGAUCUUCGUAGGGGUAUAACAUACUUACAAAGUGCUGCUCGCUUGUUUGGAUCAUCUAUUUCAUCCAGGGACCUGAUUAAUGUCUCUGGGGUUAUCCCAAAGGAAGUUGUUCAUGCAUUAUUUUCAGCUUGUAAGAGUGGAAACUUUGACUUAGCUGACAAAGAAGUGAAUAGUGUAAUAGCCGAAGGGUAUCCAGUUUCUCAGAUUCUCUCUCAGAUAUAUGAUUUCAUUGUUGAAGUAGAUGACAUAUCAGAUGAACAGAAAGCAAGAAUAUGCAAGAAAUUGGCAGAAGCAGACAAGUUUCUUGUAGAUGGAGCGGAUGAAUAUUUGCAGCUGUUGGAUGUUGCGAGCAACACUAUGCAAACACUAUGCAACAUGCCGCAAGAAAUGAUCUACUAGAGAGCAUACCAUGAUUAGGGUUUUGAGACUUGUUUCAUAACAAUCAGUAGAUGUUUUGAGAAUUGGAAUUGAAGUAUUAAGUUGGUCUAUCAAGAGUGUUUUGGUAUUCAGUAAAAAUAUAUAUUCCGUUGUUUCGUAACAUGCGCCAUCAGACAUUUUGCCCACUAGAAUAUGAGCUUAAUUACGCACUUAUAUCAGUGUCUCAUUUUUUUGGAUGAACCUGUAAAUAUAUAUAUCAUCCGAAA